UUUUUUUUUUUUUUUUCAUAAAGAAUGUCAUUGUUGUUUUUCUGUUUUACCUUCUCAUCUUUAAGAUCUGCACAAUAACUCCUGUCACAGAAGCCUCUCUGUCUACCACCUCUUCUGGGCUUACCUGACACCUGUGGCCUUGUCCUGACAUUGAUCUCACAUGGGUGAUUGUGAAUUUACUUCUGUCUCCCCUGCAGAAAACCCGAUCCUCAAGGGCAAAUACAGGAUGUAUCUUCUGAUACACCUCUGUGCCCCCUGCCCUGGCCUUGGGCUCCAGGCUGGAAACAGAGUGGGAAAUUAGGAAGUAUUUGGUUACAAGGGAGACAACAUUAAACCAGCUUGUGGCAAACCCUGGUGGUCGGAGAAUUUGGAUGUGACCCGCCAUUGGCCCUGGGAGGUGAGCCUCCGCAUGGAAAAUGAGCACGUGUGUGGAGGGGCUCUCAUUGACCUCACCUGGGUUGUGACUGCUGCCCACUGCAUCCAAGGCACCAAAGAGUAUUCAGUAGUUCUUGGCACCUCCAAGCUGAAGCCCACAGACUCCAUGAAGGCCCUCUUGAUCCCUGUGAAGGACAUCAUUAUGCAUCCCAAGUACUGGGGCCGGACAUUCAUCCUCAGUGACAUAGCCCUUCUCCAACUUGAGACUCCUGUUGUCAUCAGCAAGUAUGUGCAGCCCAUCUGCCUCCCGGAGCCCAACUACAAUCUGAAGGUUGGAACACAGUGCUGGGUGACUGGCUGGGGCCAGGUUAAACAACGCUUUUCAGCCAACUUCACAAUGACUCCAGAGCUGCAGGAGGCUGAGGUGUUUAUCAUGGACAACAAGAGGUGUGACCGGAUUUACCGCAAGAAGUCCCUCAUCCCCCGCUUCGUCCCCCUUGUCCUGGAGGACAUGAUCUGUGCCACCAAUUAUGGAGAAAAUUUGUGCUAUGGGGAUUCUGGGGGUCCAUUGGCUUGCGAAGUGGAGGGCAGAUGGAUUCUUGCUGGGGUGUUAUCCUGGGAAAAGGCCUGCACCAAAGUACAUAAUCCAGGCGUGUAUACCCGUGUCACCAAAUACAGCAAGUGGAUCAAGAAGCAAAUAAGUAAAGGGGUUCUCUCAGGCCCCUACACCUCUGUUUGGCUCCUACUACUGUUCUGGCUGCUGUAGCCCCACAUGGGCCCCUGAUCUCCCCUCUCCCUUUUUCUCCAUGCUUUGCCUCUGCUGAAUGGGGCCAGAUCAAGGCUGGACCAAGGUCAUGGGUCUGUAUUCAAAAAGAGUCGGGGUGGGGAAAGAGUGGCCCCUGGGAGACUGAGUCCUGCUUUGGCCUCAUAGUGGGGAGAGAUGUGGUAGAUGACAAGGUCUUGAGUGACCAAGAAAAGGGAAAUGUGGCCUAGAAUGGCUCUGGAAUUGGGGACUAGGAUAGCAGCGAUUAAAUUUGUGCAAACAUGA
Molecule: messenger RNA, 1423 nt
Organism: Sus scrofa (pig)
Lineage: Eukaryota; Metazoa; Chordata; Mammalia; Artiodactyla; Suidae
Source: RefSeq, a predicted model, not a curated record